Gavialis gangeticus (Gharial) is the source of this 6855-nucleotide messenger RNA. RefSeq names its product BEN domain containing 3 (gene BEND3). Bases 979 to 3483 code for a protein of 834 amino acids. NCBI's taxonomy places the organism in Eukaryota, Metazoa, Chordata, Crocodylia, Gavialidae. The record is from RefSeq and is a predicted model, not a curated record. Gene Ontology annotation, cellular component: heterochromatin. The transcript is spliced from 5 exons. Gene Ontology annotation, biological process: rDNA heterochromatin formation. Gene Ontology annotation, molecular function: DNA binding.
GAGGUGUAGGAGUAGGGUCCUGCAUUACUGGCCCUGCUUACAGAACUUUUUACAUAUUUUAUACAAUGACUCUAUUAUAAAAUAUGUAACUGGUCCAGGGAGUAGGAACUAGAACCCAGCCCCCAACCCAGGAGGAGAGAAUCCCAACAAGCAGGCUACAAAAUUGCACUACCCUUUUUCUGGCUACAAGAAUCUUGGAUUCUUUGCUGCAUGGAGGCACAUCUUCAACAGGUAGAGAGCAGACAGUGUCUCAACGUAGUACAGCGUGGUAAUAAGGGUACUCUUCUAGGAGGCGGGCCAUUGAUUGAGGCCCUUCAAACUUUGGAAGUACCUGAAUGUCUUCCAUUUUUUAGCUGAAUGCCAUAACCUUUAGGAGGGACCAAUACCAACACCAUUUAAAGUGACCAUAAACAAUUUUUUUUGCAAACCCAAUCCAUCUGAUACCUAUCAAUCUACUGUGAAUGUACCUACAGACAUCUUGGGCAAUGUAGGUUGCCUAUCUUUGAAUCCUGGAUUGCCUAGUCUUUGAAUCCUGAUAAAGUAUAGGUGUGUGAUGAGUGUCAAACUGUUCAGAACCACCCUGGUCUGGGUUUGUGCAGGAGCUGUACUUUAAAGAGCUGAGAGACAUCUAGAGAACUUCAGUAUGAAACUGGGAGUUGCCUGAGUUUUCUACUCUGAGGCACUCAAAAAGCCACUGCAUGCUUAAGACAAAGUGAAUACUUUUUUUGCAAAUAAUUUUCAAUAAUUCUUAUCACUAGAAAAUACUAGCACAUUUCAGUCUUUGACCAGGCAGUACAGAAGAGCCUGCCUUUUCAGAUGCAAGUGAAGCAGAAGUCUGGGACAUAGUGCUGGCUGCGUUCAGUAAAAACUAUGAAGCAUUUGUACCACCAUGAGGAUAUUGGAGGAACAAACUAUUUAUGAAGAGCAGAUUUAUUUGAGCACAGGGUUUUAACGGUAGAAUUCUGAGUGGGAUAGAAGAUGAACUCAGCUGAAUUCACUGAGGAUGAUGAAGUAAAAAAUAUUAAAAAAAAUAUUGUCAAAGUAGAAACGGAAAAUGAAGAUGAAGCACUAGACUGCUCCGUGGCAUCCAGACCUUUUGAGAAACAGCCCCUGGAUGGCUCAGUUACAUGCCUACAGGACUCCAACAAAAGGAAACAGACCUCUCUUGGCAGUGAUGGUUCCGGGAAUCAGCAAGACGCUUUACCCAGUGUGAAGAAAAGGCGCUUUACCCAAGAGGGCCUCCUGUCAAACGUGAAAAACAGAGAUACUGGGUCACCCACUCAGGCAAAUGUAGAACAGUCUAACAAGAACAAGAAUCCCAGUAUAACAUGGCUUUGUGAAGAGGACACUUUCAGUGACAUCACCACUCCAUCCUACAAGAAACCUCUGUAUGGCAUCUCUCACAAAAUUACAGAAAAAAAGAACCCACCAGGGGGAGAGCAGUUUGCUUCCUAUGAACUGUAUGAAAAGAUUAGUCCUAGCAGCCCAUCACAUCUUCGUAAUGAUCAUCGCAAAAGGGACUCUGGGAAUACCAUGGUUGUGACACCUGCCAGCACAGAUUCUGAUCCAAAUGUAUAUUCCUUGAUACAAAAAAUGUUUUACACACUCAACACCCUGAAUUCCAACAUGACUCAGCUUCACAGUAAAGUUGACCUCUUGUCUCUUGAGGUCAACAGAAUUAAAAAACAAGUCAGCCCGACAGAGUCUGUAGCAGAGUUCAAGCCUCCCCCUGAGUACCAAUUGACUGCCACGGAGCUGAAACAAAUCAUGGAUCAAAGCACAUCAGGUGGAGACUUGGCUUGUCGCUUACUUGUGCAGCUUUUCCCAGAGCUCUUCAGCGAUGAUGAGUUCAACAGGAGUUGCAGUGCAUGCGGCUUCCUUAACAAAAAGAAACUUGAAUCACUUCAUCUGCAACUUAUCCGGAACUACGUGGAAGUUUGUUACCCUUCUGUAAAGAAUACUGCUGUCUGGCAACUGGAGUGUUUGCCACAACUCAAUGAUUUUUUCAGUAGGUUUUGGGCUCAAAGGGAGAUGGAAAAUAAUCAGCAGAGUGUGCAGUCCUCCAGUUUUUAUGAGGCUGACCAGGUGGAUUCCUCUCAUUUCAUUGAGGAUAAAGAGCAGGAGGAAGCUUUGUCACUGGACAGGAGUAGUGUAAUUGGCUCAGAUUAUAUUCUGGAUGCUCAAGAUCUCAAUGAGUUUUUAGAUGAAGCUUCCACGCCAGGGGAAUUUUCUGUGUUUUUGUUGCACCGAUUGUUUCCUGAGCUCUUUGACCACAGGAAGCUUGGUGAAAGGUAUAGCUGCUAUGGAGAUUCAGGAAAGGAACAGCUGGAUCCUUCUCGGCUUCAGAUAAUCCGCAGGUACACAGAAAUAUACUUUCCUGAUGUGCAAGAGGAGGAAGCCUGGUUGCAACAGUGUGUCCAACGAAUAAAUGAAGAACUCGAAAGCAUGUACAUGGAUGGGAGUGAGUGUGAACAGAUGAGAGAAGAUUGCUACGAUUCCUCUAGUUUGCCAGAUGAUGUAUCUAUCAUAAAAGUGGAGGACAGUUUUGACUAUGAAAGGCCAGGAAGAAGAUCAAAAAAAAUUUGGCUUGUGCCAAUAGAUUUUGAUAAACUUGACUUCCCCCCUCCUGAUUUUGAUGUUCCUGUUCCAGAUUAUUUGUUGAACAAGGAACAGAUUAAAAAUAUAUAUGAAAGCAGUCUCUCCAUAGGCAACUUUGCUUCUCGACUGCUUGUACAUUUAUUUCCUGAACUGUUUACUCAUGAAAACUUAAGGAAGCAAUACAACUGUAGUGGCUCUCUAGGCAAGAAACAACUUGAUCCCGCUAGGAUUAAGUUAAUUCGACACUAUGUGCAAAUACUGUACCCAAGAGCAAAGAAUGAUAGAGUGUGGACGUUGGAAUUUGUUGGGAAGCUUGAUGAGAGAUGUCGACGCAGAGAUACUGAACAGAGACGUACAUACCAGCAGCAGCGGAAAGUCCAUGUGCCAGGGCCAGAGAGAAGAGAAUUUCUUAGCUAUGCAAUAAACCCAGAAAGAUUCAGAGAAGAGUUUGAAGGACCACCACUGCCUCCAGAAAGAAGCAGCAAGGAUUUUUGCAAGAUACCACUGGAUGAACUUGUUGUUCCAACUCCAGACUUCCCCGUGCCUUCUCUGUAUCUGCUGUCUGAUAAGGAGGUAAGAGAGAUCGUACAGCAGAGCCUUUCAGUCGGCAACUUUGCUGCCAGGCUUCUAGUAAGACUUUUUCCAGAGCUGUUUACUCCAGAGAAUCUCAGACUGCAAUAUAACCAUUCAGGUGCUUGUAACAAAAAACAGCUUGAUCCCAUUAGACUGAGACUGAUCCGCCAUUACGUUGAAGCUGUUUACCCCGUGGAGAAAAUGGAAGAAGUAUGGCACUAUGAAUGUAUACCAAGCAUUGAUGAAAGAUGCCGACGUCCCAACAGGAAAAAGUGUGAUAUACUGAAAAAAGCCAAGAAAGCAAAAAAGUGACAAGCCCUUUUAAAUUCCCAAGACUUUGACCACUAAAUUAUUUGUGAGGAGCAUGCUUUGCUUUAGACUUGGCAACUGUUCUCACAAUGGGAGCUGAGGGCACUCAGCACCUGAAAGACUAGGCACUCAGAUUGUUGCUUUUUAACUUGUGUGCUGCAUAUACAAGGGCACUGCAGCAGUGGGAAGUGGCUAACUACAUUUGUACAUGGUGAAGACCAUGAAUCACCAGUGAUAAAGCCAUUAAUGACUCAUUAAGAGCACAACAUUUUGGCUGGAACAAAACAUGUAUUAAAAUUGUGUUAUUCCACUCCCCACUUUUGCACCUUCCUUUUUAUCGCUUUUUAAUAAUAAAUCUUUUUUUUUUUUUUUAAUCGUGCUCUUCAGGGGCAGUUUUUCAUUAAACACUUGUACGCAGUUAAAGUUAAAUAAUUUGGCAUUUGGAAUCUGAAUUUUAUUUAAACCUGCAAACUUUAUAGUUUCUGAAAGUGCCAUGUUCACUGAAAAUUAUUGGAACAUCAAACUGUUUCUACAGUAAUUACAGCUAUGCCUUUGUUUUGUCCUUGCUGAUAUUGGGAUACUGAAAGUAAUACCACAGCAUCAAAGAAUGGGUCAGAAUGGUUUAAUGUCCUUUUUUACUGUUACCCACAUUUUAUUUCUAUUUGUUAUAGGAACUGAGACUUAAUCCCAGGCACUCAGCACAAAUGUACAUUUACAUUUUGACCCUAUGCCUGAAUUUGUACCCUUACUCACGUGAUUUAUUGUAUUGCCUUCAUGGUGACUGCAGGUCUGAAUAAGUUCUGCUUGUCCAAGUAAAGGGUGCAGAAUAGAAUCCAAAUCUUCACCAGUAGAAUGUGUUGCCAUUGCUUGUUAGUCUCUUUGUUAGAAAAAUACUUGAAACACGGAAUGAAGGGAGACAUCUUAGUCCUUAUUCUUCAUCAGAAUCAUGAUUCCAAAGGUUUCCAGCAUUAAAUAUUACACAAAGAAAGAUCUGAUUCUGUAAUGCAAUUAAAUGCUGCAAGGUCCUCACCUGUGAGGUGUGUCGAUUUAACCCAUUGUUUGUAAAUGCAGCACAGCCUGAAUACUCCAAAGGUCAUAGGGGUAUUGAAAUUCCUUCAAUUAUCCAAGCUUAUUUAGUGUAAUAAAUAGCUGUUUGGAGAGGUAAUCUUGUAUGUAUAACAGGUUCAGAGGACUGAGAUUGCAUUAAAAACAGAGCCUGGUUUUUCUGUUAUUUAUACUGAUGAAAAGCAGAAGGAAUUCCACUGCUGAAAUGAAGAGAAUCAAGCCUCCAGGUGGGUGUUAGUAAGGACAGUGAUCACUUAAGACUGACCAUCCCUAGAACACUUUGAGUUUUAGUUAAUGUUCUUUGUGUUCCUCCUUUGGCAUUUAUCAAGAUGGGUUAUAGUAUCAAAUUAGAAGUAAGCCCCACUGUAAAUUUAUAUUUUAGACUUUGUAAAAAAUACUUGAUAUUUUUACUUCAGAUUUUUAGAAUUUAUUGUUCUUAGAAUCAUGUUGACACCUUUCUUUAAUUUUUCCCCUAAAGGCAAAAGAUAGCAAAGUUACAUUAUGUUAAAGUUACGUUAUGUAAGUCACAUGAGCUAGUAGUGGUCACUCAUUUUUCCCAUUGUGAUAGCAGAAUCCUCAAAGAAUGUAUGAAGAGAGUCUUGAAUGUACUAAGUAAUACACUAAUACUGUUAAAAUUCACUUGUUUCUUCCUCUUGGCAUAAAUAAUAGCAGACCAUGCACAAAAUGGAUAUCAGAGCAAAUGUGGCUAUAAAUAAAAUGAAAACAUUUUACCAAAGAUUAUGAACUGAUACCAUGAUGUGUGCAUCUUACCUUUCAGAUUAGUGCAUAUUUUUAGCACCUGAAUGUAGUGGAACCUCAAAGUUUUGGGUUUUUUUUACAAUCGUGUGUUAACUAGCACCUCUAUGUGAACUUUUCUACAUGCACUUUUAUGGGCUACAUAAAAUGUCAUGAAAAGAAUGAAGGUCUUUUUUUAAUUUACUGUUGAAAACGGCUUGCAUUUAUCCUGCAGCCCAAAAAGGUAAGGGUUGUAAUAUGCAGAUUCUCUUUAUAAUUUAUUUGUACUUAUUUUAAUGUCACAUUUGUUUCACUGAUAUGUAACAGCAAACCCCACAUAAGGAUUCAGCAUAUCACACAGUUAGGAAAGAGAUGAUGAGAACUGACAGAUGUUUCUAUCCAGUAUGAAAACUGAAAAUGUUUUGAUAUUCAUUAUACGUUACUAAGUCAUUUUCUUGUUAAAUCAGUCAGAUGAAACUAUUCAUAUGAUACACUAAUAGUUUAGGAAUGGAUUUUGUCCUUAAAACAUUAUCACCAAAAGUGAGCAUGCAGCAAGAACCUGGUUGCAUUUCCUUUUAUAUUACAUACAUGUUAUACACUCCUCUAAUCUGAUUGUCCAAAAUCCUUUUAUGAUCCAACUUGCUUUCAAAUAGCUGUUUUUUAUAAAUGAUAUUAAGUCAACACAAGCACAUUUAAAACAACAGUAAGAUUGCCAAAGGAAACUUCUUUGAGGUGCAAAUUCAUCCAACUGGUCAGUUUUAAAAAUGGAGUAAUUAUAUGUAUCAAUUACUGUUAUGAGAGAGUAAAGUUAGCUAUGAACAAUUACAUGAAUAGUAACUUCUUUUUUUGUUUAGUUUGUCUAAGAUUUGUUACUAAGUUCUGGAUUGUCAUUUACCUGUUGAAUGAAUAAGCAGGGACAGCUUGAUUUGCUGUAACUAUUAUGACAUCCUCUCUCUUUUAGAAUGUAACUUUAAAAAGAAAAACUGGUUGUUUUGAAAAUGAGGCAGUAAAUAAGAAAUUUCUAAGUAUUAACUGAAAAAAACUCAAAACAAAUGUAAUCAUAUACACACUGACUUCAUAAUAGGUGAAUAUUAUUUUACCCAUCAGGUCAACAAAUCCUGUUCAGAAGAAUAUUGAGUAUCACUGCUUGCUUAUUAUAACUGAAACAUUUCAUUGUGAUAAGGACUGAAUAAUUCACUCUCCUUUGAAGACCCUCAAGGAAACAGCAUAACAUUUCUUGGCUCUAUUUGCCGGGGUGGUGGUGUUUUUCCCAAUACAAAAGAAUAUGGAACUGCUUUUAGCAUCUCACCCAUUUCACACAAAUGAAAACUCAGGAGCUUUGCAAGAACUUUUAAUGUGUGUAAUCUUUUGUGAAAUGUAAAGAAGUUAGAGCUAUCUAGCAGCCAUCUUUAGCAGGGAAAGUCAAAUAGCAUCUUACUUUCAAAAGUGAAAAAUAACCCUUGUUUGAAAUGAUUGCAUUUGGUUACUCUUAUAGGUCAGCUGUAACCCUAAUCAAUUUGUUACAAUUUUGUACUUUUCAGUAAUAAAAAUUACUUUCUCUCGCUUCUUAGCAAA